AUGACACAGAGAUUUAACGUGAUUCAAGGCAUAUCAACACCUUGUGUAUGGACAGGUUUAAGAUGUGACACAAGAAGCCAUCGGGUCACUGGGAUCGAAAUCGGGAACAGAGGAAUCUCAGAAACCGUAACUUGUGAUCUAAGAAACCUCUCAUCUUUGACUGUUUUUGACGUCAUGGGUAACAACUUAACCGGUAAGAUCCCGAGUCUUGCUGUGUUGAAAUCUUUAGAGAGGGUUCUCGUUAACGACAAUGGCUUCACUUCCAUCGAUGCAGACUUCUUCACCGGUUUGAGUUCCCUCCAGUUUGUGAAUCUCGAUAACAAUCCGUUGCGUCCCUGGAAUAUCCCUUACAGCUUAACGGAUGCGACUUCUCUUGUAGUUUUCUCCGCCGCCAACUGCAAUCUUUCCAGGGAAAUCCCUGACCUUCACUGGAAUGUAACGUUCCCUAAUAUGACGACUCUGACAUUGUCUAGUAACUCGCUCGUAGGUGAACUUCCUAAACGAGCUUCGGGAUCAUAUAUUCAAAUUCUGAUGCUCAACGGACAAAACCUCAAUGGGUCAAUCUCGGUUCUGACAAGUAUGCCUGUUUUAACGGAGGUGUCUCUCCAGGAAAACCGGUUCUCAGGUACCAUACCGGACGUUCAUGGUCUGACCUCGCUGAAAGUGUUCAAUGUCAGUGGAAAUAAGCUUACGGGUAUUAUACCUGAAUCUAUAUUCAAGUUGUCGUCUCUUUCUUACGUGGGUUUGGGCAAUAAUCUUCUUCACGGACCAACGCCAGGCUUGUUCCCUGAACACGAUAGGUUUGACAGGAGAGGUGUCAAUAAUUUCUGCUUAGAUGUUCCAGGUGCUCCUUGUGAUAUGCGUGUUAACGUUCUGCUUCUUACUGUUGAAGGAUCUGGUUUCCCUGUGGUAUUUGCCGAGAGCUGGAAAGCAAAUGAUCCGUGUAAUGGUAUGUGGAUGGGGAUAACUUGUGUCGGAGCUGAUAUAACAGUUAUUAACUUCAAAGGCAUGGGACUCACCGGCGUUAUCACUCCAAGCUUUGUACUUCUUAAAGAUCUUAUGGUUAUCAAUCUCUCUCACAACAAUCUUACCGGUUUUAUUCCACAAGAACUCACUAGGCUGAGCAAGUUGAAAACUCUAGAUGUUUCGUAUAGUCAGUUGGACGGUCAAGUGCCGGAUUUUAGACCCAAUGUUGUUGACACGACUGGGAAUCCUGUCCCUCGACCUAUCCCUGGUUCCAUUGGUCCGUCUGCUGGAAAGAUUGUGGGUUCUGUUAUUGGUGGUAAUGUGUCACUUCUUCUUCUUAUAGGAUUUGCUAUUUUCUUGUGCGGCAAGAUUACUAGAUAA
Messenger RNA from Brassica oleracea var. oleracea, 1347 nucleotides. Its product is annotated as receptor-like kinase TMK2. NCBI's taxonomy places the organism in Eukaryota, Viridiplantae, Streptophyta, Magnoliopsida, Brassicales, Brassicaceae. The transcript is spliced from 3 exons. Bases 1 to 1347 code for a protein of 448 amino acids. The record is from RefSeq and is a predicted model, not a curated record. Gene Ontology annotation, molecular function: protein binding.